CUGUGUACAGUAGGUGGUGUGGAUGUUUGUGAAGGCCGUGCAGAGUGAUUCUGGCGGCGGAGCGGAGCGGAGAGAGAGAGACACUUCCUAAAACACGCUGCUCGCCGCGUGUUUGACGCUCGUGCAGUUUGAGCCUCCGUGUGUUUGUCGAGCGCUGCCGAGAAGCUCGCGCGUGCUGCCCUCAUUUCCAGCUCUCCGUGGCUGCAGAAGCGUUAAGUUGUGGACUUCCUGGAUGGAAACGGAGGGGUUGCUGAGCCACACUGCGAACGGAGCCCCCGCAGAUUAUGGCUCGUGGCCGGACUCGGAACCCGACGGGCUCCGGGGCAGGAGGCGCCCGUCGUCGUACUCGGUGGCCGAGGAGCUGUGCGGGGUCGACGGGGACUCAGGUAAUGAAGAACUCUACAUCCAACAAGCCGUUGUAUUCAUCGAGGAUGCCAUACAGUAUCGAUCAAUCAACCAUCGAGUGGAUGCCAGCUCUCUCCGCCUCUAUCGAUGGUACUAUUCCAGGAUAUGCCAAUGGGGUUUGGGUCUGACCAUUUCACUUGUACUGCUGCUGGCCUUUGUCGAGCGCCCGUCCUCUUUGUCUGUCUCAUCAGACCCAAGGCAUCGCUCCCCACCAUGGGAACCACCCUGUGGCCUCACUGAGAGCAUUGAAAUGUCCUGCCUUUUCAUCUUCUUUUUAGAUCUUGCUGUGAAGAGCUACUUGAUUGGCUGGGAGGAAUUCAGGAAGAGCAAAUGGCUGAUUGGCUACUCCGUGGUCAUUGCAGCCUCUGUCAUUGACUGGAUGUUGUCUGUCAGCAUGGUGUGCGAUGAGAAACUGAGAGUACGGCGACUUCUGCGGCCAUUUUUCCUUUUACAAAACUCCUCCCUGAUGAAAAAGACACUGAAGUGCAUCAAGAGGACUCUGCCGGAGAUUGCAAGUGUCAUCCUGCUGCUGGCGCUCCACCUCUGUCUCUUCACUAUGAUUGGCAUGCUACUAUUUGCCAAAACUGAGGAUGAAACCAGGAAUGGGGAGUGGCGGUUACAUUUCAGAGACCUGCCGAGUUCGCUUACUACUCUGCUGGUGCUGCUCACCACAGCCAACAACCCAGAUGUGAUGAUCCCUGCCUACUCCCUCAACAGAGGUUACUCCAUUUUCUUCAUAGCCUUCAGUGUAAUUGGAACCUACUGUCUGAUGAACUUACUGACGGCCAUCAUCUAUAACCAGUUCAGGGGAUAUUUACUGAUGUCGGUCCAAACGUCCAUCAUCAGGAGACGACUGGGGAUACGAGCUGCGUUCCAAGUCCUCAGCUGCAAGGGAGCACCACAGGCUGAAGAGGAUCAUGUGUGUGUUGAUGCGGUGUUGGAGGUGAUGUCCAAAGUCAAGAUGAAGAGCUACUACAGAGCAGCCAUUACUGCAGAGACCCAUCAGUAUGCUGAAGUUGGCCACAUGGAUCGAGUGCAGUUCAGGAAGAUAUUUGAUCACCUGGAUAAAGACAGCAUCAAGGAGCACCCUCCCUUACCUCAGUACAACUCUCCAGUUCUGCAGAAGCUCCAGUUCAUAUUCAGUCACUAUUAUCUCACUAUAGUUGGCAAUGCAGUGGCACUCAUCAAUGUUAUCUGCAUAUGUACCAUUCUCGUGCUGAACUCUGAAAAGACCACAGUAGAGAGAGACAACUACAGUUUGGAGAUCAUCAACUUGUGCUUCAUCAUUUUCUACCUGUUUGAAAUGUGUGUGAAGAUCUUCGCCUUCGGCUGGAGAGGUUACCUUUCCUACAGGAACAACAUCUUUGAUGGCUUCCUCACCGUCCUGCUAUUUGGCCUACAGAUCACUAUUGAUGCCACCUAUGGGUUUCCAUAUUCUCAGGGUGGAAUGCCUCUAUGGGAGAUGAUUCGUUUGGUCAACAUGCUGAUUGUCUUCCGUUUCCUUCGGAUCAUCCCAGACAUCAAGCUCAUGGCUUUGGUUGCAAGCACUCUGCUGGACCUGGUGAAGAACCUCAGAGCCUUUGCAGGGAUCCUGGUUGUGGUGUACUAUGUGUAUGCUGUAUUUGGGAUUUGGCUGUUUGAAGGAGCUAUUAAGCCUACUGGAGAUACAAGGCCCUCCAUGGACAACAUCACCACUAACUACAGCAUGGAGUGUGGCACAUACGAGCAGCUGGGCUACUGGCCAAACAACUUUGAUGACUUUGCUGCAGCCAUCAUUUUGCUGUAUGAUGUUAUGGUAGUCAACAACUGGCAGGCCUUCAUUGAGGCGUAUAGCAGAUACACCACUGAGUGGUCCAAGGUGUACUUUGUGUGCUGGUGGCUCACGUCCUCUGUAAUGUGGGUCAACCUAUUUGUGGCGCUCAUCCUGGAGAACUUUAUCUACAAGUGGGACCGGAGUCACAGCUGUUCUGUUACAGAUGUGGAGAGGAUUAGAUAUGAAACCUCAGUUCAGCUCAUCUUUAAGGAGCAGAUCCAGGAGCCAACAGAAGAGGAAUUACUUUGUUACCUACAUCAGCAUCCACAUUUAUAUCUAGUGACACACACACCAAGCACCAACAGUAACAAUGUAUAAAACUGCUACUACAGUAACUGGGUUAACACUCAGUUACUGUAGUCUGGAUUCACAGAGAGGCCUGUAUUUUAACUUCCUACAACUAGGUAGUUUUAGUUUUACUAUAAUAUGUAACUACAAAUACUAGUAAAACCAGUUGGAAGUUUUGUUUUAUUAUUUGUCAUGUUGCUCAUGGUUAACAAAGGGUUAAGAUAUGAGGGCAGUUGUUCAUACAUAAAGUAACAUAAGGGAAAGACUAGAAGUCUAGAAAUGAAUCAAUUUAACAAUACAAAUGUUCUGCUCUGCUCAAAAUGUCUGUUUCAUAUGAAAGUUGCACAAUUCAAUACAAAUUAGAUUAUUUUUUUCUAAUCACUGCCUGCAAGACCAUGACCUAUGUGAAUAUGUGGUGCCAUAAAUGUGUGAGGGCAGCUGCUGUUAACUAGAAAAAUCAUGUCAAGAAAGAUUCUGCAGAUGUUAUAUAAGAUAAGACACAUUUUGAUUGAUCCCACAUGAGGGAAGUUCCGUUGUUCAACAAGUCACAAGAAAACAGUACAAUGUACAAAAUAAGAAGGUGUGCAAUCAUCAAUAGCACCAUUAAAAUAUUAAUGGCACAUUCAGUUGCAACUGAACAGAACCUUUGGGUUAAACAGCUAGGAAGGUUUAAGGCCCCCAGAAAUGCAUUUCAUGAGACCUGCAGCAGUCAACGUCUGAAUCUGAGUUGUCUUGCUGCUGUUGCGUGGUUGUCAAACAAUUAUCAAUAGAUUGGAUUUUAUUGUGUCAUCUGCAAAUCACUGGAAAUGCAAUCACUGGUGUCUUGUCAACCUUCUGUUCGCCCUACUUUACUACACAUACAUAUUAAAUAUACACACUCGGGUCUUAAAUAAAUUGCAGUUACAGUUAUUAUGUUUAUUUUUUGUGCUAAUUGCCAAGUCAGAAGCUUUAGGGUUUUAACUUAAGGACUAUAAAGGGACUGAAUCCAAGGAGUUUUCCUCUGGAGAGGACAAUGUGGUUUAGUAUUUAUACAUAGUUCAUAUGCAUUUAUUUUUGCGUAUUUUAUGUAAUUUUCUGAUAUUUAAAAUGCCUUGAUGUACAGAUUGUAUACAUUGUGUGUGUAAAAGAAUUCAGGACAAACAAAAUUUUGCCACAUGUUUAUAUGUCCAUUAUUUCUAAAUAUGUGUUGAAAUUAAAAUUCUAAAUUGUCCACAGAUUUUUAAAGUCUGAAAUGCAAUAAAAACUGAAAUCUCAAAAGUAUAA
Molecule: messenger RNA, 3769 nt
Organism: Betta splendens (Siamese fighting fish)
Lineage: Eukaryota; Metazoa; Chordata; Actinopteri; Anabantiformes; Osphronemidae
Gene: tpcn2
Product: two pore segment channel 2
Exons: 25
Coding region: 233-2536 (767 amino acids)
Biological process (GO): monoatomic ion transport; transmembrane transport
Cellular component (GO): lysosomal membrane
Molecular function (GO): voltage-gated channel activity; monoatomic ion channel activity
Source: RefSeq, a predicted model, not a curated record